AUGACAGAUCAUGUCACCGAUCUCGAUGAAACGCUACAUACGGAUAAUGAUGGAGAAAAAUGUGUCAAAUCUGAAAAUAGACGAUAUAGAAUAAUUAAACCCGGUGGUUUUGGUAAACCAAGUGUUUAUCAUGGACUCGUUGUAAUCUUUCUUGAAUUUUUUGCAUGGGGUCUUCUUACGAAUCCAGUUAUUUCGACACUCAAUCGAACAUUUCCAACUCAUACAUUUCUAAUGAAUGGCGUCAUUCAUGGAGUAAAAGGUUUAUUAACAUUCUUAAGUUCACCAUUACUUGGUGCCUAUUCGGAUGUAUGGGGAAGGAAAUCAUUUUUACUGAUUACAGUCUUUUUCACAUGUUGUCCAAUUCCAUUAAUGAAAAUAAGCCCAAUGUGGUAUUUUGCAUUGAUUAGUAUCAGUGGUCUUUUUUCUGUGACAUUCAGCGUUGUUUAUUCAUAUGUUGCGGAUGUAACUGAUGAAAGUUCCAGAAGUACUGCAUAUGGUCUAGUAACAGCAACAUUUGCUGCAUCACUAAUUACAAGUCCAGCUAUUGGUGCUCAUUUAGCAAGACUUUAUAGUGAAAAUUUUGUUAUUGCACUUGGUACAGUAGUUGCUAUUCUUGAUUUAAUAUAUAUCUUUUUUGUUGUACCCGAAUCAUUGCCGGAACGAUUACGAACAGAUCAAAAAAUAUCUUGGGAUAAAAUUGAUCCAUUUGCAGCUCUUAGAAAUAUUACAAAUGAUCGUUUUAUUUGUCUUAUUUGUCUUAUUGUUCUUUUAUCUUAUCUUCCCGAAGCAGGACAAUAUUCAUGUUUUUUUGUUUAUUUACGAUUAAUGCUUGCAUUUUCAGAAGAUGAAAUAGCUUAUUUCAUUGCAUUUGUUGGUAUUUUUUCAUGUAUUGCUCAAACAGCAUUAUUAGCUUGUUUACAACGUUAUUUUGGUUCGAAAGAAACAAUUAUGGUUGGAUUAUUUUUUCAAAUUGUUCAAUUAGCAGCUUAUGGAAUAGCUACAUCAAAUUGGGUGAUGUGGUUUGCCGGUGGUUUAGCAGCAUUAUCAUCUGUAACUUAUCCAUCUAUAAGUGCAUUUGUUUCUAUUUACGCUAAAGAUAAUCAACAAGGUCUUGUCCAAGGUAUGGUUAAUGGUGUACGUGGUUUAUGUAAUGGUCUUGGUCCAGCUCUAUUUGGUUUUAUUUUUUAUUUAUUUGAUGUUAAUUUAAAUGAAUCAGUACCAACAGUAACAUCAACAAUGUCGACAUCUGCAAAUCGUACAACAAUACAUAUUAGUGACAAAUUAAAUUAUUCAUCAAUGCUUAGCCGUGAUGUUCCCGGUCCUCCAUUCCUUUUUGGUGCUUUACUUGCCACUAUUGGAUUAAUGUUUUGUUUACUUUUACCUAAUUCCAAACCAGAUUCAAAUGAAUUUUAUGUUGAUACAAGAAUUAUUGAACAGAAAGCUCGUUUAUUAGAUAUUGAUAGUGAUUCUAAUGACAAAAAUUCAACUUGA
Messenger RNA from Rotaria sordida, 1491 nucleotides. Lineage: Eukaryota; Metazoa; Rotifera; Eurotatoria; Philodinida; Philodinidae. The record is from the annotation of a GenBank genome assembly.